AUGAUAAGUUGGCACGAUCUUUAUGUCGUCUUAACUGCUGUAAUUCCUCUCUAUGUAGCCAUGAUCUUGGCCUAUGGCUCCGUCAGGUGGUGGAAAAUAUUCACCCCGGACCAGUGCUCCGGCAUCAACAGAUUUGUCGCCAUUUUCGCGGUGCCUCUCCUUUCUUUCCACUUCAUUUCGACCAAUGAUCCUUAUGCCAUGAACUUCCGUUUCAUUGCUGCAGAUACACUUCAGAAACUUAUAAUGCUUGUGGUCCUUGGCUUGUGGGCUAACUUAACCAAAAAUGGCAGUCUUGAAUGGUCUAUAACAGUUUUUUCACUUUCCACACUGCCUAACACUCUUGUGAUGGGCAUUCCUUUGUUGAUUGCUAUGUACGGUGAGUACUCGGGUAGUCUUAUGGUACAAAUAGUGGUUCUACAGUGCAUCAUUUGGUACACACUUUUGCUCUUCUUGUUCGAGUAUCGCGGUGCCAAGAUGCUCAUUAUGGAGCAGUUCCCCGAGACUGCAGCCUCAAUUGUGUCGUUUAAGGUCGAGUCGGACGUUGUUUCUUUAGAUGGACAAGAUUUUCUUGAAACAGAUGCUGAGUUAGGUAACGAUGGCAAGCUUCAUGUAACUGUGAGGAAAUCAAAUGCAUCAAGGAGGUCACUUGGACAUGGUUCAUUCUCAGGAUUGACCCCUCGGCCGUCAAAUCUUACAGGAGCUGAAAUUUACAGUUUGAGUUCGACUCCAAGGGGAUCUAAUUUUAAUCAUUCCGAUUUUUACUCAAUGAUGGGAUUUCCAGGCAGGCUAUCGAAUUUUGGUCAGUCCGAUACAGGUAGAUUUUCCAACGUUAAUGUAGCAGAUAUGUACUCAGUUCAAUCAUCUAGAGGUCCAACCCCGAGGCCAUCAAAUUUCGAGGAAAACUGUGCACCUGGAUCUCUCACGAGCCCAUCAUUGCCAGUCACUUCUUAUCCAGCUCCGAAUCUUGAUAUUACUUCAGCUGUUCCAAAAAGUGCAAAAAACUAUCAGCAGCAACUGCAGUCGCAGCCUCAGCCACGGCCCCAGAAACCGGGCAAUAAGGCAAAUCCUGAUUCUAAGGAGCUUCACAUGUUCGUGUGGAGCUCGAGUACAUCACCGGCGUCGGAAGGAGGUGGGCAUCACGUGCUUGGUGGACCCGAUUACUGUGCUUCCGAGCAAUCCAAGGAAAUCAACUUGUUGGUUUCCGAUAACGCUGAAAAUGGGGAAACUAACGGGAUUCCCCAAACUGGUGGAGACCAUGCAGAUGAGGAGAGAGAGAAAGAUGGUCCCACAGAGCUGGGCACCAAUCCAACGGCCGAGCUACAACCAAGUGUUGUGCAAGGUCAACAUCCCAGCGCCGGAAAACAUAUGCCACCAGCUAGUGUCAUGACUCGACUAAUUUUGAUCAUGGUGUGGCGAAAACUUAUCCGAAAUCCUAACACGUAUUCGAGUCUCAUUGGUUUAAUAUGGUCGCUAGUCUCGUUUAGGUGGGAUGUGCAUAUGCCUAAAAUUAUAGAAAAGUCAAUCUCCAUACUCUCCGAUGCUGGCCUUGGAAUGGCUAUGUUUAGCUUAGGCUUGUUUAUGGCACUUCAACCGAAGAUAAUAGCCUGUGGGAACACGGUAGCUGCUUUCUCCAUGGCAGUGAGGUUCCUUACUGGCCCAGCAGUAAUGGCUGCAGCUUCCAUUGCUGUUGGUCUUCGUGGUACUCUACUCCAUGUCGCGAUCGUGCAGGCCGCACUUCCACAGGGGAUUGUUCCAUUUGUGUUUGCUAAAGAGUACAAUGUUCACCCAGCUAUUCUUAGCACUGCGGUUAUAUUUGGAAUGUUGAUUGCAUUGCCAAUCACACUCGUCUAUUACAUACUUCUUGGAUUAUAA
This is a messenger RNA of Fraxinus pennsylvanica, 1872 nucleotides long. The record is from the annotation of a GenBank genome assembly. NCBI's taxonomy places the organism in Eukaryota, Viridiplantae, Streptophyta, Magnoliopsida, Lamiales, Oleaceae.